Messenger RNA from Rhincodon typus (whale shark), 4070 nucleotides. Its product is annotated as guanine nucleotide-binding protein G(i) subunit alpha-2. Gene Ontology annotation, molecular function: G-protein beta/gamma-subunit complex binding; GTPase activity; G protein-coupled receptor binding. Bases 20 to 655 code for a protein of 211 amino acids. NCBI's taxonomy places the organism in Eukaryota, Metazoa, Chordata, Chondrichthyes, Orectolobiformes, Rhincodontidae. Gene Ontology annotation, biological process: adenylate cyclase-modulating G protein-coupled receptor signaling pathway; gamma-aminobutyric acid signaling pathway. The transcript is spliced from 5 exons. The record is from RefSeq and is a predicted model, not a curated record. Gene Ontology annotation, cellular component: heterotrimeric G-protein complex.
CUUACUGCUGCUAUUAUCAAUGGAUAAUUGUUUAACUUUCUAUUUCUACAGUUAUCUGAAUGACCUUGAAAGGAUAGCAAGAUCUGAUUACAUCCCGACUCAGCAAGAUGUCCUGCGAACUCGAGUCAAGACUACAGGCAUCGUGGAGACUCAUUUCACUUUUAAGGAUCUACACUUCAAGAUGUUUGAUGUUGGUGGACAGAGAUCUGAGAGAAAGAAAUGGAUCCAUUGCUUUGAGGGUGUCACUGCCAUCAUCUUCUGUGUAGCUCUUAGUGCAUAUGACUUAGUCCUGGCUGAGGACGAGGAGAUGAAUCGCAUGCAUGAGAGCAUGAAACUUUUUGACAGCAUUUGCAACAACAAAUGGUUUACGGAUACCUCUAUCAUCCUCUUCCUCAACAAGAAGGACCUCUUCGAAGAGAAGAUCACCAAGAGUCCCCUGAGUAUUUGCUUCCCUGAGUAUGCUGGGGUGAACGAGUAUGAUGCGGCUUCGGGGUAUAUCCAGACCAAAUUCGAAGACCUAAAUAAACGGAAGGAUACCAAGGAGAUCUACACACACUUCACCUGUGCCACUGACACAAAGAACGUGCAGUUUGUAUUUGAUGCAGUCACUGAUGUCAUCAUCAAAAAUAACCUGAAGGAUUGUGGCCUCUUCUAAGAAAUGAAAAGAAAAUUUGACGAUGAUGAGUUACUUGAACUGCUCAGUGCGGAGGACCCCAGAGGAAGGACUGCACCAAUAAAAUCAGCUUUCUGCUUUUAACUGCUUUUUACAAGAGACUUAAGACCAUCAAUGCAUUGCCAACUUUCCCAAUCUUUUUAUUUCCCUGAUGAUGCAGAAUUUUUACUAUUUAAUUAAUUUUAUUUUUUACAAAAAAUGUCUUGUUUCAGAGGAGCGCAAAUGUCCUUGAGCUGAGUUAGCAAGUGCUUUGCUAGUGUUAGUGGAACUCUCCAUUCUAUGGUUAUGUCAGGCAUGGAUACAUUUUUUUAAAAAGUGUUUUGGUUGCUUAGAGCAUGUAAAAGGUGAUAAAUGUGAUCAUCUUCCAAACAAACACAACAGCUUAGCAAAACCUGUUCAUUGCACCGAUUCAUUGAAUUUUUUUUUCCUGGGCAAAAAAAAUUGUUCCCGUGUGUGUGUGUGUGUGUGUGUGUGUGGGAGGGAGAGUUUCAACCAAGUUGCAUGUAAAACAUAAAUGUCUCCUUUACAUUUGCACAACCAGCAUACAUUCCUAAAGGAUUUUAAUAGGUUUUGAAAGUUGCUUGAGGAAGGCUUUAUUAGCUACUAAGCUGCAAGUUCAUUUAACAUAUUUAAAAUGUAAGUAAUCUACCAUGUACUGGUAUUAAUUUUGCUGCAGUAAGUUUUGUGCCUUGAAAAUAACUUUGUUUACAGCUGUAACUGAGUUCUGCUUUACUUUUAAUGGUAAUUUUUCCUUUCCCCUUAAUUUCUGAUGGAAAUGGUUACUUUUGCAUGUCCAAGCAAGCGAUACUGUAUCCGUGGGGAAGGAACAGUUUGACGAUAGUCUAUUCACUUUACUCAAACAGAGACAUUCUGUUCAAAAUGAUAAUGCUUCUUGUUUGCAGCAUUAACUCUUCAAAUACUAACUGGGAUUUUGCUACAGCUACUGGAUCAGAAGUUUAAAUCCGCUGGGAUUUCUUCUAUGUUUUUCAGCUUCCUUUUGUCUGGAGGAAUAAAAGUGUUCCCACUGCACCCCCUAGCCUCUACCAAUAAUUCCUUUACAUCCAUCUCUCACAUGGACAGUCUUUAGCUCCUGUCCGUCUCAUGGAAUGAUUACAGUGGCCAUUCAACACGCAUUCAUGUUCAUUCAUCUGUAGUACCCAAAAAUCUGUUCCCAAUUCCCAGUGAAUGGAUUGCAAAAUUCUAAGGAAGCUUAAAUUCAAUGUAAACGUAAUGUGGUUAUUGUAACAUCUCUCUGCUGCUUGUAUCAGUCUUUUCUAUCUUGCCCAUUUAAUGUAAAUGGAUUUGUGGCAACAGUAUAGCAUUCCAUCUGGUAACUGAUGAGAACUGAAAAGAGCAUCUAAACUGAUAGCAAUGAGGCUUGAAUAGUGCACAACACUAUGAACAGCAAUUAAGAAUAUCACAUUCACAUCUUCUGACUGGUGCUUAAACUGCCUGUACCUUCAUUACUGAAUUACUAAAGAAAGCAUCUUACUAAAAUUCUGUUCUGCAGUUAAGAAUCUUCACCGAAGCAGUAGAUGAACAACAUUUCAGCUACCUAUCCUGCAGAGCAAAAUCUGUAUUGCUUGCAGAGUAUCCUAAGUCGAUGACUGCUUCCAGAUACAAGUCUUGUUUGUUUUGGUAAUGGCAGGAAUUUAAUUUAUGAUGUUUGAUGCAACUUGGACUAAACGGGACACAGUUCAUGUAGCUCACUUCUGUCAUUUGGUGCUUGACACCACACCCAUAGAAUUGUAGCUCAGUGUAUUCUCUCCUGAAUUGAACAUUCCUCCAGUUUUUUUUGUCAACCGAUUCAUCAAAUCCAGUUUAGGGUCAAGUGAUUGGAAAUGCUAGAAUAUUAACCAGAGAAGAAGAGGCCUGUGUUUAGUGUAAUGAUACCCAGUGCCUGAAAAUUUGAAGCUCAAAGCCAUUUAUUUUUCAUUUGAGUGUUUUGUCUGUUUCAUUUAGCAGCUACUUAUGCUCUCUUCGUUUAGAACAUGUAGUGUAAUUAAAAAUGCUUGUGACUGAGGUGGUCAUUAGAAUUAUUGUAACAGAUUGAUAAGUAACAAAUUGACAGUUUUCUGUAGGCUUUUUAUUAAAAGCAAAUGCUUUAUUUGUAGUAACUAAUUUCCAUUGCAUUUCAUGUACGCCAUUUUUAAAAAAUACGAUGUAUCUUGCAGAUUGUGUAAGCACUAGUGGUGGCUUUUCCAGUUUCAACUUGUUUCUCAGGCAAUUCUUCCUCUGUACGAAGAGCUUUGACUAUUUAUGUUCCUUCAAAUCAUCAAUUACGAAUGGACGUCAAGUGUAUGACUUUUGUAAAUUUAGAAGAAGGGUCUGUCUUGGUUGCACUUGGAUGUAAUUAAGGUUUCUAGAUUUUAAAAGAUUCCAAUUUAUUCUGUGUCUUGUGUAACUCUAAUAUGUUUUAUGUACAGUAAUCCAUUUAAGCACAAUGUUGCAACAGGUUGGCAAGUUUUGUAAGAAACCUGGCAAGAACCCCUGACAUGGCAGCACUUUUAACAUUCUGGAUGUUAAGCAAACAUUGCCAAUUUGCUUUGUUAGGAACCUAAAGUGUUGGUGUUUAAAUCAGAUGUAGACAAAAACUUUCAAGUCCAAUUGGAAAAAUGAUUAAUCCUUGCCUUUGUUAAAAAGUGUUCAAUUGGGUGAUGCAGUUUGAGCAGCUAAUACAUGGAGCAUGAGGAAGAUUGAACCCUGGAGUUGGUGCCAAUCUCUGGGUGGGUGGAAACAUAACCUUUUGAGAAACUGAUGUGUAAGUAGGCUGGGUGUUGCAGACUCUUUUGAAUGCAGUAAUUUUAGUUAAGCAAUGCAAUUUUGGCAGGUAAUUUUAAUUGGAUGAUUUUAUAGCAACAUGAAAGUAGUAGAAAAGUUACCUACACACUUGCAAUUCUUUAAUUUUCUGAGAAAUCUCUUCAAGCUAUGUGCAGCCUUUCUGUAUUUAAUUUUUUUGUUUUUUUAAAUGCAGUCAUUCUUGAGCUUGCAUCAUAAUGUAGAUUACAAAAACUACGUUAUAGGUAGGGAGGAGCUAAUUAUAGAAACUUUGAGAGUUAAAGUUCUAAAUAUAUGAAGGAAAUUUCAAAACGGAAUAAAAUAUUUUGUUAAUUUCUUUUGUUCAAGCUUUUUCUGAUAUCCAUGUGUUGGCUCAGAUGAUACGCAAACAGUUUUGCAGAGAGUAAAGUUAACCUUUUUGGGUGGGCGGGAGGUUUACUAUCUGACAAUAUUUGACUAGUUUUUAUUGUCGUCGUUACAUUGUUACUUACACACACCCACACCUCUGUUUAGUUUGUAAUGAGGCCAGAUGCAUCGCAACCAUGUAUGUUUCUUACAAUAUGUUACCUGGUGUAAAAACAAAUAAAAGACCAAAUUAAUAAAAUACUUUUUAGUAGGA